AUGUCAAUGUCAAAUAAUAUUUAUGACACCAAGAACCCAAUGCCAACAUUAAAUCACUUUAUUAUUGAGAGAAAGAUCUCUAAUAUCAAAAGAUUCUAUGUAGCUAAUCAAAUCGAUCCAGAGCAUCUCAAAGUCAAGUAUUCAAACAUCGACCCAUACCCAUCAGUGACCAAUGAAUUCAACAAAAAAGAGAUUCCCCUUCCCAAAGUAAAGCUGGUACUAGAUCACAUCAAACACGACACUCCCCAAUACAUCGAGGAAUCAAGAGCCAGUUUGAAAGCAAUUCAAUCAUUGUUUGAUACAGAGUCGGGUAGAGCCAUAAUAGGUGAUAGACCUCCCAAAAGAAUCGUAUUUAUGUGA
Molecule: messenger RNA, 360 nt
Organism: Cavenderia fasciculata
Lineage: Eukaryota; Evosea; Eumycetozoa; Acytosteliales; Cavenderiaceae
Exons: 1
Coding region: 1-360 (119 amino acids)
Source: RefSeq, a predicted model, not a curated record